Messenger RNA from Saprolegnia diclina VS20, 787 nucleotides. RefSeq lists its product as hypothetical. The coding region runs from base 27 to 644 and encodes 205 amino acids. Lineage: Eukaryota; Oomycota; Saprolegniomycetes; Saprolegniales; Saprolegniaceae. The record is from RefSeq and is a predicted model, not a curated record. The transcript has a single exon.
GUUGACGCAAAACGCCACAAACCAAGAUGCUCCGACGCGUUCCGAACCUUCCUGGCGUCCUGCGCCACUUCGCCGGCCCCCGCUGGACGCGGGCGUACAUCACGACGAUCGACAUUCCGAUCCCGUCCAUGGGUCCUUCGAUCCACCAUGGGCUCGUGCUCAAGUGGGCCAAGCAGGUCGGUGACGCCGUGGCUGCCGACGACGUCGUCGCUGUCUUUGAGACUGACAAGGUCACCAUCGACUUGCGAUCGCCGCAAGCCGGUGUGAUUGCCAAGCACCUCGUCGAGACCAACGUCCGCGUGCCAAUUGGGUCGCCGCUCUUUCGUCUGACGCAAGGGUUGCCCCACACGACGUCACCCGAGGCGCUUGCUGCCUGCCUCACCGUGCCCGUGCCGCACCUGGGCGAGACUGUUGCUAACGCCACCAUUGUCGAGUGGGUCAAGUACGAAGGCGACCGCGUUCUUGCCGAUGACGUUGUUCUUGUGCUCGAGACUGACAAGGUGUCGGUCGACGUCUGCGCACCGGUUGCCGGCGUCAUCCGGCGUGGGCUGGCCAACGUCAAUGAUGUUGUCCACGUCGGCGGGCCCCUCUUUGUCUUGGCGCCAGAGGUUUCGACAAAGGACGGAAGCGAUGCCGCUGCGUAGCCACCGGGCCAGUUGUAUGACAUAAAUGUACCGUUUGCUUGGUUGUGUGGCGCCACGAGGUAACCUUUAACGUAACCUUUAAGACGUGCAGCGCGGAGAUCUUCUUAUUCCCUAAGAAUAGUUCCGCAUGGCUUGAUCUACGC